Molecule: messenger RNA, 4871 nt
Organism: Coturnix japonica (Japanese quail)
Lineage: Eukaryota; Metazoa; Chordata; Aves; Galliformes; Phasianidae
Gene: NARF
Product: nuclear prelamin A recognition factor
Source: RefSeq, a predicted model, not a curated record
AGCGCGCACGGCGGCGGCUACGUGACGAGGCUCAGGUCCACAAUGGGGUGUGAAGAAGCGGCGGGCGAGAGGCGGCCGGUGACGCGGUGCUGAGACGGCUCCGAGCCCCGGAGGGAACGCGAGGCUUCACCGCUCGCCACAGCGGUCAGGCCGCGAGUAGAGCCGCCCCGGAGGGACCGCAAAUGAAGUGCGAGAACUGCACCAAAAAGGAAUGCAGUAAAAAACAGAAAAAUGACGAUGCACAAAGUACGUCGGUGGAUGUGCUGAGUUCUAACGAUGACUUUGAGGAGAAAAAUGAGUUUUUUACGUUGGCUAAUGCUAAAAUACUCCUUAGCGACUGCCUAGCGUGUGACAACUGCAUGACAUCAGAAGAAGGGGCCAGAGUUUUCCAACAGAAUCAGAAGGAGUUCUUUCGCAUACUCAACCUUAAUAAGAAGUGUGAUACCUCAAAACACAAAGUGUUGGCAGUGUCUAUAUGCCCUCAGUCAUUGCCUUAUUUUGCUGCUAAAUUCGAUCUCUCUGUGAAUGAUGCAGCCAAGAGACUCUGUGGUUUCCUCAAAAGUCUUGGGGUGCAUUAUGUAUUUGACACCACUAUAGCUGCUGAUUUCAGUAUCCUGGAGAGCCAGAGGGAAUUUGUGCAGCGCUAUCAGCGGAGGAACCAGGAGGAGCACGCCUUACCAAUGUUUGCCUCUGCUUGCCCUGGUUGGAUCCGGUAUGCAGAAAGGGUUCUCACCAACCUUGUGACCCCCCACAUUUGCACUGCGAAGUCUCCACAGCAGAUCAUGGGCUCCCUGGUAAAGGGCUAUUUUGCCAGGCAGCAGAAUUUGUCUCCAGAACAAAUCUUCCAUGUCGUUGUGGCGCCUUGUUACGACAAAAAGCUGGAAGCCUUGAGGGAGGACUUCUACACUGCCUUGUAUAACUCCCAAGAAGUUGAUUGUGUUCUAACGUCAGGUGAAAUUGUCCAAAUAAUGGAGCAGAAAAAUGUGUCUAUGAAAGAUGUGACUGAAGUAGCUGUAGAUAGUUUGUUUGGUGAAAUAAAGGAGGGAGAUGUAGUAAGGCAUGACGGGAAGAGAUCUGAUGGAUACCUGGAGCACAUCUUUAAACAUGCUGCAAGGGAGCUUUUUGGCAUGGAUGUCAAAGAAAUCACCUACAAAGCAUUAAAGAACAAAGACUUUCAGGAAGUUACCCUUGAAAAGGAUGGUGAGACAGUGCUGCGUUUUGCAGCAGCUUACGGCUUCCGGAAUAUCCAAAACAUGGUUCUGAAGCUGAAGAAAGGAAAGUUUUUAUACCAUUUUGUAGAAGUCCUUGCCUGCCCAGGAGGGUGCCUAAAUGGAAAAGGCCAGACACAGACUGAGGAUGGAAAACCAGAUAAAGCUCUGCUUAGCCAGAUGGAGGACGUGUAUGCUGCAAUACCUGUCAGGCUUCCAGAAGCCAACGUGUACGUACAAAAGGUGUACCAGGACUGGCUGGAAGGGAUGGAUUCCAGGAAGGUCCAGGAAACUUUGCACACUAAAUACAGUGCAGUAAAUCAAACAGCGAGCAACUUGGAUAUCAAAUGGUAACAAAUCAAACUUCCAGAAUAUUUGCUUAGAUUAGUUACAAAUUGAGCACUGGAAACAUUCUAUGCAAUCGCAGAUGCUAUGCACUAGCCAAGUGUAUGAAUGAGAUGCUUUCCAUAUUGUGGAUCAUUAGCUGUGAAGAACCAUUGCUUCUUGAAAACAAAACCAGAAGUCUCAAAAAGCCCUGGAUCCUGCCAUUGUCUGUAAGCUCUUAUUGCUUGUUGUCUCCUGUGUAUAAUGGAUUUCUUUGUUCAAAACCAUCAUCUUGCAAGGUACGUGAGCACUUCCUGCCAGGUGCAGGGAGUGUAAGUCUAAGAUACUCCAGACUGAGGGUUCCCAUUACUUCACAGAUUGGGUUUUUGCAGGAAAGUGCAACUUCUCCUACUCCAAAGCUUGCAAUUUUCUCCUUUGGGAGAACAGUCAUCAUGAACUACUAUAUUGUUCCAGUUGUUAUUUAGUAACAUGGGAUUCACUUGUACAGGUUGUGGGGUUGUUUUAUUAACAAGACAAGUGCAUACAUGGAGAGAUGUAAGGAAUUGAUACAUGCCUUCUGUCCGUAUUUGAACCAAUGCUUUUCAGUUCCAAGCUGGAGUUGCUAUUCUUUACUGAUUAAACCCUUUGGUAAGGAACAAGAUGCUUCAUAGAACCAAACAUGAGAAAUUAAUGUGAAAUGGUUGUAAUGCUGGCCUUCACGUAAAGCUACUUGCAAAUUGGUUGGUACAGAAAGAGAACUUUUCCUCUUUUUAUAAACUCACAGCUAGAACGAAUGCUGCUGCUUCCUUGCAGUUCUUUAUGGAAGCAAAACAUGCAGAUGUGCCACCAUGUGAGCCCGUGCACACAACAGCUUUGUUAGAUCUGCUGAGCCAGAUUUACAGCACUUCCAUCUCAUCUUUCACUACACAGAAUGCCACGUUAUUCCUUUUGAUUUAUCCCCAUGAUGACGGACUUCUGUGAGAGUAACAGCAUGGAGUGCUUCUGGAGAACUACUUAGCAGCGCUUUUGAGGUCAGGUUGUUUUGCAUUGCUGUCAUUCAUUUUGGUGUCCUUAAUUUUUAGGUAUGCCAACAAGUUUUUUGUUUAACAAACAUCUGCAGGCGGUGUCUGUGUGCAGACAUUUCUGCAGCUUCAUGGGGUGCUCGGAGCUGUUUUGUCCACCAUAAUCUCGAACAUCAACCUGUUGCCAAACGCCUUCAGAUUAUCCCAGCAGCAUCAAACUUGUUCUUGAUCAAUGGAUCAUUAUUACUCUAAGGUAGCGAGGUUUCAGAUUGUUUUCCAGUCUAAAAAAUAUAGAUUGACUUUUGCUUUUUUUCCCCCCAGUUGUUUCAGGAAGUGUUUGAAUGCACCUUGCAGAUUUCCCAGUUGUGCAGCUGCUUCUGUGCAUCACUUCCAGUACUGCAGAAACCUGUGUCUGUUUGCAACCAGCAUUUAACUUGAACACAGUGGAUGUAAUGAAGGCAUCAGUAAAGGCAGUGCAGGUGCUUGCAGUGGCAGAAUAGAGGCUCGAGGAGGGGAGAGAGAGAGACUUAAGUAGGUUGCCCUGAUUACAAGAGAGAGCUGGAUGUGAGGCUGUUAAUAGAACUGAUCUCUUAGUCGCACCUCCAGCUAAACAGUUUCACUUUGAGGGAUAUUGUUUCAGAUGCACAUGAAUAUCUAUAACUAUUAUAACUGCUGCCUGAAUGCACACAAUGAGAUUAUUCCUGUAAAUUAACCUUUGUAAGUUGUUCCUUGUUUCAAGAAAAAAAACAAACAACCUUAUUCUUACGUGGUGCAAUAUCAGGACAUCUACAGAAAUCUACCUCUGUACAGGAAGGGAGCCCAGACCCAUGGGAAGACCCACGCAGCCAAAUGCCCCUAAAUGCUAAGGCCGGGUGCUGGUGUUGCAUAGAAUGUCUGAACAGCCACAUAACAAUGGGAUGAUCUGCUUCUGGAAGCAACACCUCACCCGCUCAGUCUCCUUUUCUUUCAGUCACGAUUUCCUCCAAAAACUUCCCUAGAAAGAAAUACCUUGUAACAAAGUGGUCUCGUUCUGUUUGUAUAGGCGUAUGUUUCUAUGUAUAUAUGGUUUAUAGCUCGAUGGCAUGUUUAAAUUAUAUCGCUUCUAUUCUUUGUAUAGUGUGCUUAUUUUUUAUGUGCGUAUACUGGACAAAAUGGUAUGAUAAAGGUCUUGACGUGGAAUCCUCAUUGAAUUUCAGCCUUGCAGUUCUGAGCAGGUACCAUGGGUUGUUUGCACAAUGAGCAGCACAGCAUUGCUGUGUGCGAUGGGAGCAGGGCAGUGCCUGCACUCAGCCUGUGCUCACACUGCUGAGGAAACCACAUGGCUCAGAACAUUGAAAAACCAAACCUUCUCGUUGAAUCCACCCACCGCUCCUUCCCUCUAUGUAGUGCUGUAACAUAUUGACAAAUCCAAUAGGAAACUCCUGCAGUCGCCUUUGGAAGAUGAUAAAGGCAUUGAGCUGAGCAGCUUCUAGUGGCGCCAUGGAAUGUAUGUAAUAUAACAGUGAUGGUGUCUCAUGCUCGUCCCUUUUUGUCAGCUUUUCUUUUGUAAGACUUGGAGUAAAACUGAUUUUUAAAGUUUUAGAACUUUUCUUUCACGUGCCAGUUUGGGGUUUGGUUUUUAACGACCUUUUAACUGUAAUUAGCCUUUGCCCUCCUGCCUUCAUUCAGUGAGAUUUUAACCUAUACUAGACAGCCUUGUUGCAGCUUUGCAUAUAGUGGAACACUCGCCCGGGGCUUCAUUCUGCCCGGUAGCUCUGCGUUUCCAUGUCUGUUGCUGCUGACAAUACGUAGUUUUAGCUGUGGCAUCACUUAGGUCUGAUCAGUUUUUGCUUACUAAUAACUUGUGUUGCUGUUGAGCAGCGGGAGCAGCUCGUGGUGGUGGCAGCCGUAGUGCUUUACUUCUGCAUUGAAUGUUGUGCUGAGACCAUCUGUCUGCAGGGGAUCUUUGGAAAGAGCCCAUUGAAGGGAUGGGGGGAGGUUGACUAGAAAUGCUGCAUGUCAGUUUGGAAGCUGUCCUAAGGCGUCUCCAACCCCAGUGUACCACAUGGUAGGAGCCUUGGGUUGCAUCAAACCUGAUGCUGAGACAACCACAAGGAUUAUAAAGUCCUUUUAUCUGCCUUUUCCAGUAAGUUUGCCUCAGCCACAAGAGCAUCGUGUUGGUUUAUCCAUGUGGGUAAAGGAGAUGGAGAGAAAUUGUACGUAGCAGUGUCAGCUGGGUUAUAUCUGGAUAAUAACGUUCAGUUAAACGACAGUGCUUUGUGUUCGGAUGGAGCAUGACCAUGAAUUGUCCUAAUAAACCUUGAUACUGAAUCAUGAA